AUGAAAACUUUGGUGUUCAUCAUUUGUGUUGUGUGUACACUUGCCUCUCAUGCAUACAUAUAUCCCUUCAAUGAAAAUAGCGUAAAGGAUUUGGAAGGGCUUAAUUAGAAGUAAAUUGCGCAAUUGAUCAAAUACAAUAUUGGUAUGGUUGAACAUGUCCAAUAAGAUUAGUAAAAGGCAUUUGAGCAAUUGAUAAUAUCCUUUGGUAAGGGCAAUGUGUUGACACCUACAGAAAUGAAUUAUUUGAUUCUUAUAGAGAGUGACAAAUUGUACUAGGGACAAGAUGUGAAGUAAUAGAGAGUUACUGAAGGAUACGCUUAAAGUUUCAAGGUGUUGGAGAGAGAAUAAAGAUCUAUGAUGGAAACAUUGUUUGGACCAUAAGCUGACUCGCUCAUUUAAAAAGCUAAUGCUUUAUUUAAUAACAACAAUUUAGGUUUCAAAAUAUAUCAAAACGAGGAUGAUUUGGAUAUCAAUUAUUUGAAAUGGACAGUAACACUUUAUCUAGGCAAAAAUAACGAAGUUUAUUUCUAUGAACCAAAUAAAGACAAGUCGUACAAGAUUGAUUCCUCAUUGGAAAAGUGCGUUGAUAACUUCUUCGGAACAACUUUUGAUUAUGCUCCACAAGACAAUAAAAUCUAUAAAUACAAUACAAAUGAGAUGUUGGAGAUCAGAAAGGAAAACGAAGAUCAAAUUCUGGGAUUUUUGAAGGACAUCUGUGCCAUGAACAAGCUUUCAACAAUCUUCAAGAAGAACAAUUCUCCAAAUAUGUUAUCAAUCAUCAAUAAAUCUAUUUCCAAAUUAGAGAAGACUCUAAAUGAAUAAGAAAUUGAUUUGGUCUAUGAUAUGAUGAGGAUUGCCCAUAAAAAACUCUCAAAAAACUUCAGAAACACUUUUGAAAGUGAAGAUUUAUUCGGUUUGAUAUUAAUUGAAGAAGAGAAGAAUCCUUAAUUAACCACAACCAAAGAAUCUGCCAAAGUAUAGAGAAUAUUGAUGGAAACAAGAACCAGAAUGCUUAAUUAAGUCACUCAAACUAAUUCUUCAAGCUACGUAAUGGAUGCAACGACUUAUUAGAUUUAUGUGUGGUUUGGAGUUUUCUUUGUAAUUGUGUUGAUUGGUAUUAUUUAUGCUAUGGUCACCAUGGAUAUUUAAAAGGAUACAUUAUUAUAUGCUAAGUUCUUAACAACAGAUCAAAGGAAUUGA
Paramecium tetraurelia is the source of this 1200-nucleotide messenger RNA. RefSeq lists its product as uncharacterized. NCBI's taxonomy places the organism in Eukaryota, Ciliophora, Oligohymenophorea, Peniculida, Parameciidae. The record is from RefSeq and is a predicted model, not a curated record. The transcript is spliced from 8 exons. Gene Ontology annotation, molecular function: signaling receptor activity. Gene Ontology annotation, cellular component: external side of plasma membrane; membrane.